CUUUUUUAAGGUUUAUGUGUGAAACUUGAAUCUAGUUUAUGACUAAAUCUAUAAAAUUUGUUAAAUCGAUUUUAAACCGUUUUCCGUAUUCUAAGCAAAAAAAUCUAAGGCAUCAGAAAAUAAAUAUUAACAGAAGAAAAAAGGAUUAGGAAAAUGGAUAUUUCUGCAUUUAUCUCUCCACUACAGGCAGUUCAUGUUCUUUCCAUAUUUAAUUAUCUAAACACUCUCAGCGAUGUUCUUUAUGCGGAAAAUUUUUUGAAUGAUCACGAUCAACACAAACCAAUUCCAGUUAUCAAUGCCAUGUAUCAUUAUAUUCUAAAAGAAAACAAUUCUGGACAAAUUGAUAUUCAUUACCGAAAGUGUCACUUGACAAGACAACUAAUAAACGGAACUGAUUUGUACGGGGCAAAAGAACACGAAAUACCCGAUCCUUAUUACAUCGACAUGCUGUUCAAUCACAUUGUUAAUAAUCUGGUUUUUGAUAGAUUCACCAAUGUUUUUGGAUUUAUUGCCGAAGUCGCCAGAAAUACAGAAAGCGAUUCGUUACUUCAAUUGUUGAAUAAUUUAAAAGAAACGCUAGCUUCAUUAAAAUACGAAAACGAAUACGGUGAUGAUUCACAACUUGAUCCCAUUGUUGUUGAUCAAAUUUUCAUCGAAUUAAUCGAACCACUAUUUCCGCGUCCUAAAAAUUUAUCACUACAAUUCACAUCCAUUGAUUAUAUUUACGCACAAGCUGGAAAAAUGUUUCUAAAACUCGAUCAAAGCGACACGAUAGUUGAUCCGGUAUUAAUUCAAGUUAAUUUGACAAAAGACAUUGAGAAACAAUAUCAAGAAUUCAUUGAAAUUGCCCACUUUGUUGAACAAUUGAUACUAUCAGAAAAAGUCGAUAAAACAGCUUUGAAAAUUUUUGCCCUACCUGCAUUAAUUAAUUAUGUUUAUAAAGAAAAAGAAAAUUUACAAUCAACAAAAACUGUUGCCAUUUUGAGUAGUCCUAAUCAUUGGAAACAGGCGUUUAGACAUCUUUUUACCUAUGUGAAUGAUGCAUUUUUAUCAAUGACUACAAAACAGGAAAAGGACUAUAGAUAUCAAUUUUCUUUGGCUUUAGCAAACUACAAAAAUCGCAGUACAAUAGCAAGGGAAUUACUCGAAAUAAAUUGUGCUUCAACAUCAGAAGCAGAAAUGCAACAAGAAAUAAUCAACUAUGAAAAUAAUCCACAAGAUUACAAAUGUUUGAUUUCAGAAGAUUAUCAUUCUCUACCUGAUCUAAAUAGUCUUUAUCAUGACAUGAUAAACAAUAUUACAAAUAAAUACUACAUUUAUGAAUUGGAAUCAUCCAAAAUGGCUUUUGGGAAAAAUUUCAUAAAUCAAAUGGACAAUACUCAUGUUGUCAUAUCCAAAGGAUUGAUUCAUUAUGUUUACAGUGGUUCUAUGACUAUUACAGCAGAGUCCGUGCAAUUAGUAAGUGAAUCUCAUGAUUUAUUACAGUUCUACUAUCCCAGAACUUCAAAAUACGAAUACUAUGCACUGGUUCGUAAAGGUUACAACGUUUCCCUAAUUCGAGAAGCCAAUGAUCCAGAAUUAUUCCGCAAAUCUCUUGGUUUACACGAAUACGAACCACUACGUGACAAUUAUUUUCCCACAGUACUGAAAACAAAGGAGGAAAAAUUUGAUCAAUUUUUAACGAGAAUUGCUCAAGAACGUUCGGAAAUAUUUCGGAAAAAAUUAGAAACAACUGGAUAUGACGAGACUAAUCAAGAAUGGUGGACAAAUUUUGCCUUAUCACUUAUUCCAUUUUACACAUGCAUUAAGGAUAUCAAGGGAAAUAAUAUCGACGAAGCAAAAUUUGUAUGUCCACUUGAUGGUGUAUUUUUAGUUCCAAUUGCUAAGGAAAUUGGUCUAUUUCUUAUAAAAGCAGCUCAAGUUGCUGAAAAAGCAAUUGUAUCCUUAACGGAAACAACCAUGAGAACAGUUUUGAUAAGAACAUCAUUGCGUACAACACUACGAAUCACUGAAAAAUCCCUAAUUGCCGAAUUCGCCCGUUUCGAAGAAUUAUUCACUGAUAAAACAUUAAAAAAUAUAGGAAUUUCAUUGAUUCGUCUCAUAGAUCCUGGAUUUGAAUUGGCGUUCACAAUCGGACAAAAAGGAUUAAGAACCAUUAAAUCCCUAGUGAUUCAAGCGGAAAGAAAAUUUUCCACUCUAUCCCAAAUAGUAAAAUCAAGAUUAACUAGUGCACAAUACACACUAAGUCAUUUUAGCAAAAAAUUAGAGUAUAAAUUCGGAAAAGACGUCUACCUAACUUACGUUUUCAGUAAAGACGUUGGUUACGGUUACAAAUAUAUUCCAUUGAAAAAUAAAAUUGCCGAAAUCCGAACAAUUCAUCCAUUAAAUGAAGAAUUUCCCCUUGUCCAUCGUAGUGGAGAAUCAAAAAUAUACGAAAAAAUAGAUUUAGAAACAGAGAGACUAAUCGGCGAGGAAUAUUUCAACGACGAAGAAGGUAUUGUCUCCGAUGAACAAUCAUUUGAAUUUAAUAUCAUCAAUAACGAUAAUGAUGUACUAGUAGAAGGUGGUAAAAUAAUGACAUCCCUGUUGCAAACUUUCAAAUCAAGAAAAACUCUUCAAGAAGCUGUUGAUUUAGCUCUAAAGAAAAGAAAACUACCAGAAAUCGAAAUACGAAACGAAUUGAAAAAAUAUGCCUUCCCACAAUCGGAGAGAAUGGAGAUAAAUUUUGUACACGAAUGGAUGAACAAUCCAGAACUAAAAACACCUCUUUGGGCCGAAAAAUAUAAACUCGAAGAGCCUGAUCUAUUCUUUCAAUUGAAAUACAAAGAAACAAUGGAUACACCACAUUUAACGAUUGACGAUGCAAAAGAAAAAAUUAAUGCCCUAUAUCCAAAAGAACAGCAUUCGGAUAUUAUCAAAGAAUUACCAGUCGAACAAUUAUUAAUGGAUUUUAAAGAUAAGCAAGCAUACAAUUCGGCAAGAUUUGAAGAUUACUAUGCAUUAAGAUGGUAUGGAGGAAGUGGAUAUAGAAAUAUGGCAGGAACAACACACGAUGCAAGACGAAUGAAAAAUGCCAUCUACAAAUUAGCAAUUAGACAAUCGGAGAGUCCUAAUGAAGAAUUCGCCUCAAAAUUAUUCCGAGGAGAAGGAAGACUUCCAGAAGCAAUCGAGAAGGAGCUUUCGAAUAUUAAUGGAGAUUUUGAAUUUAGACGAUUUACAUCAACAUCAACUGAUGUUAAUACGGCGAUUACAUAUUCUUUAAAAGGACAAUCACCACGUACAAGAGUUAUGUAUGUAAUGUCAUUUAGGAAUCCAAUUGUCAGAGCAAGGGUCGAAGAUCUCUUUGUCCUUACCGAAAAAGAGACAAUUCUACUUCCGGGUACUAAAUUUCAUAUUGAUAAAAUAGAUAGGUAUGUCGAUGAAUUGGAAUCGGGAGUUAAGCAAAAUUGUAUUCGAGUCGAAAUGACGCAUAUUGAUGUACCAAAGGAAGAACGACAAAAGGAGAUUAUGCACGAAAUUCAUAAAUUGCAGAAAACUGAUACUAUUUUCUAUCCGGAAGAGGUUUCUACGAAUUAGUUUCUAAACGUUAUUCGCACACUUAAUCAUUUAGACCCUAAAAACGAUUUUUCGAUCAAACUAUCGCGAAUAUGUUACAUAAAAUUUUACUUCUGUAUUUAUUUUUAUAUUUAAAAUAAGUUAAUAAAAAAAUAAAAUAUCUUAA
Messenger RNA from Leptopilina boulardi, 3721 nucleotides. RefSeq lists its product as uncharacterized. The record is from RefSeq and is a predicted model, not a curated record. The coding region runs from base 154 to 3576 and encodes 1140 amino acids. NCBI's taxonomy places the organism in Eukaryota, Metazoa, Arthropoda, Insecta, Hymenoptera, Figitidae. The transcript is spliced from 2 exons.